UGCACUGGGUUUUCAACCUGUCAGUACUGUCAGAGAAGCCUCUGCUGCAGCCACUUGUGUUUUUGUGUCAUGUUAUGGCUGGAGUAACUGCCAAACUUUUCAUGCUCUGCUUUAUCAUUGUGGUACUCAUCUUGCCGAGGGCUUACUCUGAAGAUGUUGGGAGCAGUACGACACCCUCAUUUUAUGGAUCAACUAGUGCUGAAAAUUUCACUCCAACCGAGACAGUGACAGAAAAGGAUGGAGAGCUGGAGACAGAGAGGACAGUUCAAGACAAUGGUUCAGAUGCCAAAGAAACUAUGCAGACUGCAAAUUUUGUGUAUCCUGUAGGGGUGGUUGUUGUUGGAGUUCAUCGUCCUUUCUAUCCUCCUUAUUUUUACCGACCUUUCUAUCCUCCGCCUCCUCCCCCUCCCCCUCCGCCUCCUCCUCCUCCUCCUCCUCCUCCUCCUCCUCCUCCACAUUUCUUUCAGCCAUGGAGGAGAUGGUGA
Molecule: messenger RNA, 485 nt
Organism: Schistocerca piceifrons (Central American locust)
Lineage: Eukaryota; Metazoa; Arthropoda; Insecta; Orthoptera; Acrididae
Product: protein cappuccino-like
Exons: 2
Coding region: 75-485 (136 amino acids)
Source: RefSeq, a predicted model, not a curated record